AAAAUUUUAAUAAAAUGGCGUCAGAAAUGAAAGAAGAGACACCUUCCACCUCAGGAUCUUCUGACGAUUCCCCUUAUAUAUCAAGUAUCCCACCUGAUAGACGGAAGCAAUACGAAAAAAUGAGAUGCUAUGAAUUUAUAUUCGCAACAAAGCAAUGCUUGUCUUCUUUCCACCAGUUUCACAAAUAUUAUAUUUACGGUCAAUUUGAUGAUUGUGCCAUUGAAAAGCAGAGAGUGAAGGAUUGCUUUAAAUGGAGAACGAGCAAGUCAAUGGAAGCCAAAGAGAAUCUUUUUAAAAGUUUAGAGGCCGAGCAGACGAAUAUGCACACGCCUGAUCCGGUAUGGAAGUAUCGAGAAAAACCACCGGAAGACUGGUGAAAGAAAUAUGUUAUCAUUAUCACACAUGAAACAGAAAAAAAACAGAAAAUAAUAUUCACACUGUACAGAAUCUGUGCUCAAUAAAUAAUUUGAUGAUAAUAAUAA
Amphimedon queenslandica is the source of this 482-nucleotide messenger RNA. Its product is annotated as UPF0545 protein C22orf39 homolog. The transcript is spliced from 3 exons. The coding region runs from base 15 to 377 and encodes 120 amino acids. The record is from RefSeq and is a predicted model, not a curated record. NCBI's taxonomy places the organism in Eukaryota, Metazoa, Porifera, Demospongiae, Haplosclerida, Niphatidae.